Messenger RNA from Frankliniella occidentalis (western flower thrips), 2905 nucleotides. RefSeq names its product putative metabolite transport protein HI_1104. Gene Ontology annotation, molecular function: transmembrane transporter activity. The transcript has 8 exons. The coding region runs from base 398 to 1912 and encodes 504 amino acids. The record is from RefSeq and is a predicted model, not a curated record. NCBI's taxonomy places the organism in Eukaryota, Metazoa, Arthropoda, Insecta, Thysanoptera, Thripidae. Gene Ontology annotation, biological process: transmembrane transport. Gene Ontology annotation, cellular component: membrane.
GCCGGUGAGCGCGGCGAGCGUGGUCAGUCCGAGCCCAGCCGGAGUCGAGGAGAGAGGCGUUUGUAGAGGCGCGAUUGCCCCGCUGCCCAGGCACACCAAGGGGGAGCACCCGACCAGCUCACGACCGCCGCGAGUGUGCAAGUGUGUGUACGCGUGUGUGUGUAUGUGAGAGUGCGAGUGCACGGUGUGCGAGGCAGUGCCAGCAAGUCCUCCCGUGGAGUGCUUGUCGUCUGGGAGUGAAGCCCAGCUCAGCCCGACGACAAGAGAAGUUCUUCUCGUUGCAUCGCCGCCCAUCCGUACCGUGCGGGUGGUUUGGGCGAUACUGCUCCUCUCCGGCUCCGACCCCUCGGAGUACAUCAUCUUCAACGACAAGGUUGCCUGACCCCCAGCCGCCACCAUGAUGUUCCCCGUGCUGGCGCAGUUCAAGUUCCUGUACAAGUGGUAUGUCCUCGUCAUCCUGACGCUGGGCUACCUCCUGGCCGAGCUCGGCCACUUCCUGAUCGGUGUAACGAGCAAAGCCACGUCCAGGGAGCUCGGCUACGGCGACUUUGCGUGCCAGUUUAUCAAUGCGACACACUACGGCGUGGGCAACCUCACCUCGUGCGACACUCUCAAGACCCAGGAGGAGUGCGCUGACGAGUCCCACUGCGAGUGGGACCGCAACGGCCUGGGCUACGACUACCAGUGGCUGGCGGGCCCCACCUUCAUCGCCGUCUACACCAUCGUGGGCGUGUUCUUCGGCAUCGCGGCCGACCGGUACAACCGGGUGCGCAUGCUGUGCAUCGCCACGCUCAUCUACGCCGUCUCGGUGAUCGGGACGGGCGCGGCCAAGGCCUACUGGAUGCUCAUCCUGAUGCGCAUGGUGCUGGCGGCGGGCGAGGCGGCCUGCAACCCGCUCAGCACGGGCGUGCUCUCCGACAUCUUCCCGGAGAAGGACCGCGGCCUCGUCAUGUCCGUCUUCAACUGGGGCAUCUUCGGCGGCUACGGCCUGGCGUUCCCCGUCGGUCGCUACGUCACGCCCAUGAACCUGUUCGGAGUGGGCUGGCGGGCGUGCUACUACAUCACGGGCGUGGUCGCCAUCGCCGUGGCCGGCCUCACGGGACUCACGCUGCGCGAGCCGGACCGCGUCGUCAUCGGCGAGGAGAAGAACAAGGAGUCCGACGACUCGACCAUGGACCGCAAGAUGGCCGUGCUGGACGUGGAGAAGAACCACCCGGAGAAGGAGGUGGAGAGCGCGUGGAAGGUGCUGCUGGAGCCGCGCGUCGUGCUGCUGUGCCUCGCGGCCUCCGUCAGACACUGCGGUGGCAUCUGCUUCGCGUACAAUUGCGACCUGUACUACAACCAGUACUUCCCCGGCGUGGACCUAGGCUGGUCGCUCUUCAUCGUGACGUGCCUGGUGGGCAGCAUCGGAGUCAUGCUUGGCGGCGUCAUCUCUGACCGUUUCGUGCUGUACAUGGGGGUGCGCGGUCGCCUGCUCGUGCUCGCCCUCAGCCAGUUGAUUGCUACCCCAUUCGCUUUUGGAAGUGUGUACUUUGACCCCCUUUGGGCCAUGAUCACUCUUGGCAUUGCCUACCUCUUCGCUGAGAUGUGGUUUGGAAUUCUCUUUGCUACUCUUGUGGAAGUGGUCCCUAUGUCUGUCCGCUCAACUACUGUUGGAGUUUUCCUGUUUGUCAUGAACAACAUUGGAGGAAACCUUCCUGUUCUUGUUGAGCCUGUCAGCAAAACUCUGGGAUACCGUGAGGCUUUGUACAUAUUCUACGUAGGAUUCCAAUUUAUCAGCUCUAUCAUGUUCUUCGGAACUAUGUUCCUCAUGCCAAAAAAACACAGCAAAGAAGAAAUUUCCAUGCAGGCGCCUCCUUCUAAUGGUGUUGUCAGCUCAGUUUCAGCAAAUGUUGAGUCUGUCCGAUUGUAAUAAUUUUCAACAUGCCAUCAGUCAACACCAAAGAGGACCAGGAUAUAAGCCUGGGAAAAUCGCCAUAUAUAUACAAAUUUUAUCUACUGACUAAAGUUAAAAAUCCUGACAAAAAAAUAAUAACUACUUCAGAGAAAUUAUUGUUUUCGCUAUAUUUAGAUUUGAAGACUAGUAUUUCGACAACAUUAUGGUUCCACUUAUUAAUGGAAAUUCAUUCUUAAAAUAGACCCACUGCGGUUUGAAUUUUGCACUGCUGCCUGGACAACUAAAUGUAUUGUCAAAAUGCCAAUGUCAAUUUGACUGUUAUUGUAAUGAUAGUAAAAUUAUUUUUCCCCCAACUUUUCCUGGUAUGAGUGACUUUAUCAUAUUCAUUUGUAUUGUACCAUUUUCAUCCAUAUCUCAUUACCUUUAAUUGUAGGCCUAGUUGCUAUUGUAUGUGAUUGCAUACGGCAUUAGAUGUUCAUGUCUUCAAUUCAUAAUUUAUUUUGUAGAAUGGAUUUAUUGAUGACUUAUUUUCUUGCUGCCUAUGAUUUCUAUGUAGUUACAUGAAGGUACGUGUGUUUUACUUAUGUCACCAAUUCUGAGAAGAAAUACUCGAUUAUUUCAAAACAAUCCCUUCAUGGUAAACUCAUUCAUGUCUGUGUGAUUUAAUUGCUUGCGAUCAACUUUGGCCCAGCAUUUGUUGAAAAAAAUGUUUAAGUGAAUUUCAUGCUAUAUUGAAAUUGGAAUCAUGAGAUGCAAUUAUCCAUGUUUAAAAAUUAUGAAGAAUUUUGUGAUAGAGCUGUAGAUUGAAAGAAAUGUUUGUGUUAUUUAUCAUUAUCAUAAUUCUUUUAUAGUUAUAAUGUCUUAUGAGCAUUGUUAAGUAAGACUACAUGUGAUAUGACAUACAAUGGAAUACACUGCUCAGGAGUUGAGUUGGUGUCCCAUGACUAGUGUUAAGACCCUAUGCAUUAGGUAUCAAAAUUAAGUUGUAAAUAAAGAAUUACAAAUUUA